Molecule: messenger RNA, 669 nt
Organism: Hevea brasiliensis (rubber tree)
Lineage: Eukaryota; Viridiplantae; Streptophyta; Magnoliopsida; Malpighiales; Euphorbiaceae
Exons: 1
Coding region: 1-669 (222 amino acids)
Source: RefSeq, a predicted model, not a curated record
AUGGCUGAUCUACUUAGGCUUGUGACGGGGACUCAGACACAGUCUGCACAAAAAUCCCCUUUGAAGAAGCUCCGUAAGUAUGGGGCAGUGGAUUUCAAGGGAAUGAAAGAGGAUGAUCUUACCGCUGCUGAACUUUGGUUAGAAAGGAUAGAGAGGGUCCUUCAGCAGCUACAUUGUACCCCUGACCAGAGUGUGGAGUGUGUUGUGUCUCUGCUCAAGGAGGAUGCCUACCAAUGGUGGGAUACUGUGUCACACGCAGUUCAGCAAGAUCAGUUGACAUGGCAAUUCUUCUUAGUUGAGUUUAGGAAGAAAUACGUUAGCAAUGUUUACCUUGAGGCAAAAAGGAGGGAGUUUAAUGAUAUGAGACAGAGGCAAUUAACAGUAUCUGAAUAUGAAAGAGAGUUUGUAACGUUGAGUAGAUAUGGUAGAGAAAUAGUUUCCACUAAAGCUAAUAGAUGUAAAAGGUUUGAAGAGGGUUUAAAUGACAAUAGCAAGUUGCAUAUCAUAGCCUUGAGGAUCACAGAUUUUUCCCAGAUGGUAGAGGUUGCAUUAAAUGUAGAGAGGGUUAGAAUUAGUGAGCAGAACCCUAGAGACAGGCAACGUAAGAGAGAAUCUAGACCAAGACAAUCUAGCAUGCGAACUUCUAUUAGUAAGAAGUCCAAGGGUUAA